GUGUUGCCGUACCGAGUGCUUUGUGACGCGGGAGGUGCAGUGUUUGAUUUUUUUUCCCUCGCUUACUGAAAAACCCGUAUUUCACUAUUAAAAAUUCACUAUUGACAACUCCAGUGAAGCGCCAAUUGAACCCAAUCCAUAAUCGAAUUAAAAAAUCUCAUAACACACCCCCGGAAAAACGACAACGAGGUUGUUUUUCAGGGUGUGCCCAAAGCGACACCCGGCGUCGUCAAGGUACUUAUCGUUGCGUUGGUAGAGCGGCACAAGAUAACGAAUGAUGUGUGAGCGAGUAGGAAGGAGGAUCCAAGUGUAGAGGAAAAGAACGACAGGCGCUUCGUCGAGUUAUUGACAGAGACGGAAAUCAACCGGGGGGAGAAGAAAAAAAAAAAUCCACACCGAGUGAGAUGGACAGUGGGCUCUGCUCGUUGGAUUGGAUGAGGACGCAUUGAGUGUUGUUCUGAAUCGUGAGAGCUGCUUUUACCUCCAGGACUCGUAGCUCAAACCAGCCACUGAUACUCGUGCAUCGCCACACGUACAUCAUAUGCACAAAAUAACAGAAUAGGUGAACGUGCAGUCCUCCCCCCCCCUCCCUCCCUGCGACCACCCCUUGUUGCUGGACGCAUGUCGUGCGCUUUUUGGCAUAAUCUCUCGGGGCCUUUUUUUUUAUCAUUUCUUUUUUAUUCGCACUCUUGUUCAGGUGAACGUGUAUUUGUGUAUAACCAUGCGCCGGGUGUAAAGGAUAAGUGUGCGCGCAGAGGAGCGAUAGGAGAGGAAGAGUGCGCGGUGGACGCGCCCGCUGUCGGUGAAAAAAGGGUGUGCGUGUUAUAAUCGAGAGGUGAAAAAAAAUAAUAAUAAAACGUGUAUGUAGUGGUGUGCUUGGGCCCUCGAUAAAUAUCAAUCAAUUGGAUUUUAAUGUUCACGUAGACUUGGUGUUAGUGGAUUUGUGGUAAACAGUACGAGGGGAGGUGUGCAGGAACUUAAUGUGAAUGAAGUCAUUUGGAUAUUUCUCGGAGGAAGGUGAUUUUUCAGGAUUUUUUUUUUUUUUGUCGUUAGGUUGGGAAAAGUAAAUAACCGUGGCCGAGAGAAACGCCAGUGAGGAAGAACGAGAAAAGGAGGAAAAAAAAAAGGAGCAGGUGUCUUCGGUGCCGGUGUUCGUCCGACUGUUCGUCGUCGGGAGGUCUAAACACGAUUGAAUACAAUGAAUUGGACCAAUGCCGGAGGUGCUUGUAACCGUGGAACUGAGAGAGGAGUAUCCUGGAGAUAGUUGGCUGUCCAACAAGCCAGGAUUGAUACGAGUGAUUACGUAUGUGAUGACGAGUUGGUGAUUGUGGCUGUGAUAUUGAGAGAUGAUUAUUGGAAAUGCGUUUGUCGAAAAUAGGGAGUGAUAUGUGGUGAAACAAGCGGUGAAUUGUGAAGACGUGAAAGGAUCGAAGGGGGAAUUCAGAGAGAUUAUAAACGAAGAUAGAGAGGGAGAGAGAGGGAGAGAGGAAAGAGUGGGAGAGUUGAAAAAAGAAAGAAAAGGCGAUAGAGAUCUCGAGUGUGGAGUAGAAAUAGUGGAGCGAGUGGUAGCGGAAACGAGGUGUACAAGGGUGUGUAGAAAUAGGUGAUAAGUGAUGUGUUCGAUGGACGAGGAGCGUCUUGUGGGUGGUGGUCGGGGUUCAAGCGCUUUAACCAUCGGAUCCUAUACGGGAUCGGCGAGUAAAGGCGUCGAGUCGGUGGCAAGGCUGGCGGGCGCCGGGGAAACGGUUCCAAGGGCAUGGCGACCACGCCAAUAGGCGGUCGCCUCCCUAAUUCAAACCGCAAAGGAAUAUCGCCGUGCACGGCGAUACCAGCAACACCGACAAGUGUCGGUGAUAAGAGCGGUAACAGCUGUAAUAAUCACACUGUUCAAAAUAAAUGUGAGCGUAAAAAUAAUCGUGAUUGUGGUAAUUAUCAGGAACAAAUUAGAAAAUCGAGUUUUGAUAAGUCAGCGACGUGUCGUGAGGUGAAAAAAAUAAGCACAGUGGCUGCUAACGCCGGGGAAACGGACACGGCCGCGUCAAAUGCGACCAAUAACUUCGAGUACGACGACAAUGAAUGGGACAUUGGCAUAGGCGAUCUUAUAAUCGACCUUGAUGCUGAUAUAGAGAAGACGAGGGACGAGAAAUUGAGCUCGGGAAACGGGAUGGCUUCAACGCCUGCCUCGGCACCAACAGCCACAACAAAUCAGAAUCAUCAGGUACAGCAGAAUUCAACGACUGGACAGAAUUCAUCAUCGUCAACAAUAAUUUCAAGUGGUAACGGUCAGUCAGCCUCUUUAUCGUUGUCGUGCUCGUCGUCCACCACCGCGUUACCGUCCUGCGGUGUUAAUUCAUCAUCAGUUAAUACAACAAAUUCCGUUAAUUCGGCUAAUACUAGUGGUAAUACAACAACAGCCAGUAAUACAAAUAAUACUUCAACGGGCAACGGUCCAACUGGUAAGCAACAACCCGGCGCGGUUAACGCGGUACACACGAACGCCGGAAAUCCCGGCAAAAUGGCUGUUGAACAUUCGGCCACUGUUGACAAGGGCCUCAAAAUGAAGAUAAAACGCACUAAACCAGGUACAAAAACCAGCGAGGCUAAACACGAAAUUGUCAAGUCCAAUGAGAUUAAUGGUACAUCAUCAUCCCAAGACGGUACUGGCAAUUCUUCAUCAUCAAAUUCAUCAUCAUCAUCGUCAACAUCAUCGACAUCAUCCUCAUCGUCGACAUCAUCCCAAAAUUCAAUUGCCGAAGUAACGAGCAAUAAUUCCUCAUCAUCAUCCAACAAAUCCAAGCCCCAUUCACCAGCAUCAGCGGCAUCUGGCCCACAGGCCUCAUCAACGGCUGGCUCAAAACGUGGCUCAAGUGGCCAUCGUAGGGACAAAGCCCGGGAUAAACACGAAAAACAACCACAAAGUAAUCACGGACCUCAGCAAACUAAACCCGAGAUGAAUGGUACAGCGAGACCAGUAUCGCAAAAUCAAAAUUCAACUGGUGCUGCUGCACAAUCUCAAGGACCAACUCCUGCUGCAACAGCACCACAACAGACCCAAGGCCCACCACCAAGCUCGAGAACGGGUUUUCCGGUGGCACAGGGCGCUGGGCCACCUGCAACAAGUGCAGCAGCCCCUUGUCCACCACCGAGUCCAGCAUCAGCUACAGCUGCUGGCUCUGCUGCUAAGCCGGAACAGACUAAAGUUGCUGCUGUACCUGGACCAACACUCAAUACAACUGUGGAUGAGGCCAUGGAUACGGCCGCCUGUAGUCCACCACCAGCAAAAAAAUUAAAAACUUCGAGUACUGAGCCAAAGGAUAUGUCAGACGUGUGCGUUGGAACGAGUGUCGGUACCAUAACAGAACCAGAAUGUCUGGGGCCGUGUGAACCUGGUACCGCGGUAACACUAGAGGGAAUAGUUUGGCAUGAGACAGAAGGAGCAGGUGUAUUGGUCGUUAAUGUAACGUGGCGGGGUAAAACCUACGUCGGCACCCUGUUAGACUGUACCCGCCACGAUUGGGCGCCACCACGUUUCUGUGAUUCCCCAACAAGUGACUUGGACGCGAGAACGCCAAAGGGCCGAGGAAAGCGUGGUCGUGCCGCGGCAAAUGCCACACCUGGCAAUGACCUCAGUAAUUUCACCGAGACACGUAGCUCGGUACACAGUAAAUUACGAAAUGGUGGUGCAAAAGGGCGACGUGGUGCCCAAGGUUCACCAGCAGCUAGCCCAAGCCCAGCGGCAUUUGUCCCACCGAGGCCAGAUCCAGCGGCAAAGAGAAAGUCACGUGGCCCAGAAGAUGAGGAGAAGACGAAGAGAAGAGCAACAGCAGUGGCACCACCACCAACACCACCCAGUGGUUCCCCACCGGCUAGUCCAGUAUUGAUUGAAUGUCCGGAGCCAAACUGUAGUAAAAAGUACAAAAAUAUUAAUGGCCUGAAGUACCAUCAGAGCCAUGCCCACGGUUCUGCCGACGAUGACGAUACAAAAGAGGGUAUAACGAGUAUGUCGGAGAAUGACGAAAGUAAUAUUGAGGCACCAAGUCCAGCGACGCCAGUAAAAUCACCAGCAGACAAGCCAGAAGGUACUCCAGUGAGGCCAACGAGUCCACCAGUAGUACCACCUGAAACACCACCACCCAGAGUACCAUCUCCAACGGCCGAUCCAACGCCAACAAUUGCCGAUAAAACAAGUAUCGUCAAACCAGGUGUUUUGAGGUUUGGUCAGGAGGAUCUACCGGCGCCAUCGAUUCAAUCGAGCCCGAGACCGCCGCCUGUGCAGCAAAAUCUCGUGCAACCAGUGCCAACAGCACCAGUCCAACCCGUCAAUCCCCCGCAGAGCCCCAGUCCCCAUCCAAGUCAAUCUCCAAGGCCAGUACCAUCGCCCCACUUAACAACAAACAUUCCCCAGCCCAUCAACAUCCCCCAACCGCCUCAGCCGACUCAGGUGGUACAGCAUCAGGUCCAGAAUCAGAUGUUACAAGCGCCCCAGCCACUGAUGACACAGCCCCAGCCACCGAGUCAGCCGCAGACAUUACCGAGUCCUCAACCAUCCCAAAUUCAGCCUGCUCAUCAGAUUCCUAUUCAACAUACACCGCAGUUGGGCCAGCAACCGGCGCCAGCUCACAUGGUGCAUCAGACACCACUCCCCCAGCAGCCAGUGCCACCAGCUCAGACAUCCCAGUCUCAGCAGGCGAAUCUUCAGAGCUUAAAUCAACAUCCUGGCUUGAGCAUUCCCACUCAGAUGAGCCAGCAACCUCUUCAGAAUCCGACAGCUGGGCAUGCUGUGCCCUCGCACAUGCAGUAUCCCAGUGUCGGCCUGCAUGGCAAAAUGCCGCAGUUUAAGGUGAAGCCAACGGCAGCACUGAUGCCAGAACAGGACAAGAGCAAGGAUCCGAGAGCGCCGAAGCCCCAGGGAUACAAGAAAAAAUCGAGAAAAUCACCUGGUGGUAGCCCUCAUCCCUCGCCCCUGGAGGCCCCCAUGGUGGAUCCAGCGAGAGAAGAUGUCCAGAGUCCUGCAUAUUCGGACAUAUCCGAUGAUGCAGCACCAGUGCUGGAGGCUGAAUCAGCGGACAAGGCGAAGCAGGGACAAGAGAAGGAGAAAGCCACUGGUCAAACUCAUUUGCCCCCUCACUUCAGUAUGUAUCCUUACUACGGCCAGCCUCCCUAUCUGGUCCCCAAUGUACAGGACAAGCAGAGUGACCAGAAGCCAAGUGAUCUCACUCCCAAGCAGGAGUUGAAGCCCUUGAACAUCCCACAAAUGCCGUCAAUGGCGAGCCUUCAGAAUCAAGACAAAGAGAAAAAGGAUCUCAAUCCUCCCCAGCAGCAGGCGCACUACUACGGUGGCUAUGGUAGUUACAUUCCCUCGGGUUAUCCAUAUCAACCCCAGCCAGUCAGCCAGCCGCAGCAGCAGCCACCGCCGCAAAAUGACCAGGACCACGAGCAGAAAAAUAAAAUCAAGCAGGAGCCCCAGCUGCCCAGUAUGAAAGACAAGCAGCACGAGAACCAUCAAAUCCUGAAGGAGAGUAUUGAGAUGAAGAGCCAAAUGAGCCCUUAUCACGUGUAUCACGGACAGAAUCGUCAGCCGGCGCCACCAGUGCAGGAUGACAGGAGGUAUUACUUGUAUCCCGAGCAGAGGAGAAAGGAGGAGGUGGUGAAGCCACCUCAGCAGGCGAAACCACCACCGCCAAGCCCCAAGCACCAGUCGAAACAGGAGAAGCCACAAGAUUUGGGGAAGAGCGACGAGUCGAAGAGCAAGCAGGAGGGAGUCAAACCGACAAUGGAGACACAGGGUCCACCUCCUCCACCGACGUCUCAGUACGCUUACAUUCAUCCUGGUGCUUACAUGCCAGCACAGCAUUACGGAGGGCUCACUUUCGACCCUGGUCAUCCGGUUUACAGAGGCCUCAGUCCCAUAAUGGUACCAGGUCCCUACUCCGGCAAUCCCUACCUCCAUCAAAUCCCGAGGUAUCACGCACCCGAGGAUCUCUCGAGGCCACCUGGUGGAAAAGCGCUCGAUCUCCUUCAGCAUCAUGCCAAUCAGUACUACUCAGCGCACAAAAUUCAUGAACUCCAGGAGCGAGCCCUAAAAUCACCAACUCCAAAGACAUCGGCUGCCUCAGCAAGUCCUUCAGCAGCAGGUCCAACCCCUGCCAGACCGCCCAGUGGUCCACCAACGUCUGUCGCUGGCCCUGGACCACCCAGCAGUCAAGGACAACAGCAAGGAAAACAACAGGGACCUGGAAAUCCACAACAAUCAGCACCUGGUGAUCCUGGCAAUGGUGGUAUUGGGAAAGACAGUAGGUCACCACCACCCCAGAGGCACGUUCACACACAUCAUCAUACUCAUGUUGGACUGGGCUAUCCUCUUUUGACGGGACAGUAUCCCGCGCCUUAUGGAGGUCGAGAGUGAUUCGGCUGUGGAGAGUGAUGCCCUGAGCGGGAACAAUUCUACAACGCUACGUGAGAAUAUGAUAAAUAUACUGUUGUAUAUAAACGCCAUGACGCGGCAUAUGAUAAAUUGCCAGCACAAAAUCAUCUUGUGGAUAGUUAUCUUCUUUUAUUAUUAAACGAGGACAAGUGCGAUUUUUUUUCCAAGCGUUGAUAAUGCUAACAAUAUUGAAGAAUCGUCUAGUUAGGUUUUAAAUAAACAUAGGAUAGUUCAGACUGUGAUAAUUAUUUAUCGUGCUUCUCUCUAAUCGUAUGUUGUCGAAAUAAUACAACACAACACACACACAAAUUGAUCAUGGUAAAUCAUAACGUGUUUUUAAUAAUCCGAGGAGUAGCUCAAUCACGUCGUGAUGGAGAUUGUCACUGUGGUUAAUUGAUAAAAUUGUUCAGUCUUCCAGAACUGGCAUGAAGAUUACAAAUUUUUCAUCUCCGUAGUCUCAUUAUUUUAACCAUUUUAUUGAUUGAUUUCAUGCAAAGUGAAAUUUUCUGUUAGCAUCCACUGCCAAUGACCCUCAAUGUGAGCAAAAGUGAACACAGUGUCGAUUAAUUUACGAAUAAAUUAAUAAAAUUCCCCCCGAGUCCCCAUCAACAUUAUUAAUGAUGAAAUAAUAGAGGCCAAACCUGACGUGCGAGCUGGAGUCGGGCGGGAUCGCUGAUGGUUUUAUUCAAGACUUAAUUUGGGUGAUUCAGGACCGAAGGGGUAAACGGUUCAAGUCAAAUUGCUUCUCAGCCAGCUCUUCGACGAAUAUCUUCGGGAUUGAGGGAGAUAACAGAAUUUUCGAUAAAAUCCUUUUUCUAGAGUGGAUUGAGAGCUACAAAGGUUAUCACAAAAAUUCUGCUAUCUCCCCCACAUCUCAAGAUAUCCAUUGAUAACUUGGUAGUAGUCAAGAUCGACUUCCAACCGUUUUCCCAAUUAGUUUCUGAACGAUCGAAGCAUUCAAUCAAGAUAAAAAUUAACAGCUGUUUAAAUAAUUUGAUUCGUAACAAGGAAGUCAUUGAUGAUCUUAACGUUAACGAAUGUAUGUUUUGCAGCGGCCGUGCUGGCGAGUCAGCAGGCUGCCGCUGUAGCCGCCUCGGUGAUCUCGCCCUUCCCGCCCAAGUGACCCGCGGCCCCCGCACCCAUACACGCAACCGGAAAUUCAGCACAAACCCACCACACACAUCCGACAUCCACCGCAACCGGUGGCAGUGUGGUACACUCGCACGCCAAUACAGGCAGGCAGCCGUAGGACCCAUUGCUGAACACUUUGUCGAUUCCUUGUGAUAAGACCUGGGUUAUUCCCCCAGGAUCAUUCGAGAUCAUUGAUUAUUGUUGAUGGUGACGUGGGCCCAGGGGAUUCUUAUUGAAAGGUGGUAAAUCAUCGGUGAAAAUCGAAGCGAGAAUUCUUCAAUAAGUUUCUCAAAAAUAUUUUUUUUUGUUACAUUCAUUUGCUCGAGUCCUUGCGAAUGUGUACAACAGAAUAUUGUAACGGAAGAAAUAUCUUCCUAUCUAUAUAGAUUAUCGAAAUUUUCGUCGUAGGAUUUAUCGUAGGGUGAAGUGAGAGCAGGAAAAAGUGUCUCGACAACAUUUUUUUUAUUUCCGUUGAAUCACGAACUGGCAAUUGUUAUCAUUUGUCAACGAUGAUUUACCACUUUGCCGAUCAGAUUUCACUCGCGAUGAGGUGUGAACAUGGUUCACUGAUAAAUUCAAAAUGGAUCUCCAUACCUAGAAUUAUGUUUUUUAUUAUUCCAAAAAAAAUCAGUAGGCGCUAUUACUUAAUGCAAUGAAAAUAUUAAAAAAUGUAUAAAGUAUAGAGAAAGACAGGUGGGAGAUGAAUCCCUAAAAAUGUCAGCAUUUCACGUAUAUUUUAAUGAAGAUAAUGGACAUUUGACCCGCGGGAAGACCCCUGAAAUUGCCAGCAUUUAUACCUAAAUACGAUUUUGGAGAAAAUUUCCACAAACACCAUUGCCUCGGCAUUACGAUUUACUGAGUGAUUUUAUUUUUAAAAAUAUAAUUAUUCUUGAAAUCAUAUCUGUAGAUAAUUAUACGUGACACUAACCAACCCUAGUGUCCCACAGACUUUUUUUUGUAAUUCAUUGAACGUUGAUAAAUUGAUUCAAGGCCUCUCGGAUUGACAUCCAAUUAUAAAAAGGAGAAACUUCUCAGAAUUCUCACGAAAAAAAAAAACUAAAAUACGGCUAAUACUCUGUAUCGACUACGUAGUUUGUAAAUGAAUCGAGGCAAUUUUGGACAAAAGCCUUGACAGGGGUAGUGAAAUCCUUGAGUGACUUGUAAAUAUUGUAAUUAAAUGAAAAAAAAAAAUGUCAGUGUAUACAUGAGCGUAUACCCACCAGGCAUGAGACGGUACGGUCUGUACAAAGAUUUUAAUAAACGAAUGGAGUUAAAGAGAGCAUAAUUAUCCAGGUCAGGAAUUUAUAUCAUGGGAAUACCGUCUUCUCUUCCACUGAAAUGAAGAGGAGGAGAGAGAAUUUAAUUCACUCGAUGAAUUUGUGGAGAUGGCAGUGAGCCAUGAAAAUCAUGAAUAUGCAUGGCCAUUGAGGGGAUUGAUUCAACACAGAGUAUUCCGAGACCACAAUGAUAAUAACGACAAUGCAGAUGAAAAAAAAACCCAAAAUUAUUAACAAUCUGCUUUUGCAUAGAAAGUCCGGGUAGACUGAAACUUGCGCGUGUCUGUGCGUCGAUUUAAAUGAAUUAGUUGAAUUAUUUAACAGUGAAUGAUUCACACAAUUAUUGACAUACAACUGGACAUUAACGUGAGUCAUAUGUGAGAGGAUAUUUCAUUGAAAUUUGUAAAAUAUUUAAAUAACGAUGUAAGUGAGUGUGUAGUUCUUGUGCAUAGUAAAAAUGUAUAAUGUAUGAGAAAGUAAAAACAUAACAAUUGUGUGAUAGAUUGUCGAAAAAUCCACUGUCCGAAUCAAUGUAUUUUAUUGUAAAGAAAAUAAUAAUAAUACUGCAGACUUCGAUUUUUGUAGGGACGAGUGAAUGACUGUGAGCGUGAGGUAAAGAAAAAUAUUGUUUGAAUAAAAUCAUGAAAAAUCAAUUUACAAAAUGAUAAAUGCAUAACAAUACGAUCUUAUAUCUAUUAGAUGAAAAUAGAUUUAUUAUGUAAUGGACAACAGAUUUGAGGAAAACAAAGUGAAUGAUUAAAGAAUUAUAUAAAGGAUAUUUGAUAAGUCACAAGAGAAAUCAUGAUUCUAAAUAAUUAAGUGGCGUUAAGUAAUUGUAAAUCGAUAAAAAAUAAUAAGUAGAAUGCUAUUUGUUUACUAAAAAUAAUCAUAGUUAAUGGGGAUGAGUGAAGGAUGAGUGUUGACGUGAGAAUCUGAGAGCAGAGAGAACGGUAAUGCGCAUGUAGUGACAGUGAAAACUUGAGAUGGAAACGAAAUAAAAAAAAAACAACUAGUAAUGGGUAAAUAAAAAUACAAAAAACGUAUUAAUUAUUAUAAAUAUACAAUUAUACAAUUUAGGUAAAAAAAACAACUACAUAAUAUUAGUUCGGUAACGAUUUAAUUACGAUUUAUUAUUUUAUUUUUAUUAUCAUCAUUGCCAUUGCGAUAAUGAGAGAAACAAAAAAAAAUGUAUGAACACACUUUGUGAUCCUGUAGCAGGGUCACAAAGUUAAUUAUUGGACAGCAUAGUGUUGCAAAUGCCAAAUCAAAAGAACAGUUAAUGUGUGUCAUUAUAAUUUUCUAAUGACUAAACAAAAUGAGAUCCAAAAUCAUAAAUUUCACAUUACUGAAACGAAAUAGAAGCGAAACACAGGGGGUGCCUCAGUUUUAAUGGGGCCUCCACAUGCGGAGAAGGGGUAGGCUUUAAAGUAAAUGCUGGUGCUGUGCUGUGAUUUUUACUAAAAACAUGAAAAAAUAAAUAAAUAAAAAACAAAAAAACGUAACGAUAAACAGAAUGGAGGGAAUUACCGACGACGAAAUGAAAAAGCUUUUUAUGAAAAUAUGCAGAUAGCCUAAGUACCUGGAUCCUGCCCUGCGCUCUCCGCCAGCUACUGGAGUUUAAAUAAAAUCGAAAAUUAAUAACAAUUGUGUAACGUUUGUAUAGGCUGUACAAUGUAUUUGCUUUGGAAGAUGAAAAGAUUAAAUUGAAAACGUAUAAAUUGUUUCAAAAAUUGACUCGUUACAAGUGGAGAGAGAGUGAUGGAUCUGUCUCUUGGUUAUCGAGUGCGUUUUACUAUUUUACCCGAGCUAAAAAAAAUUUUCUAUCGAGUUUAUUAAAUUCAAGGUAAUUAGUCGAGUUGUAAUUGAACAAUUGGAUGACAAAACUCUGUGAAACGAGAUCCGUGGGAAAUUAACUAUGAAAAAUUGACUGAUACUGUUAAAAUCCUAACGCAUCAACUUUAUUUUUAUUCGUUAGGGUGAAUAUAGCAAACCGUUGGGCUUUAUAUAUUACAUAACUCGAAUAUAUAAACACGCAAUUAACACAUUACGUACAGAAGCAAAUACAGAGAAAACAAGUUAAUAAAAGUGCAGACGUCUUGUCGUUAAAUUGUAAGAUAUUGUGUUCAGACUCCGGAAAUGUACUCUGACCCCUUCCCCCAGACUACUAUAUAUUAAAUAUAUUGUGCACUAUGCUCCGACUUGUCCAUACAAAUAAAUAUAUUAAAAAAUCUCA
This is a messenger RNA of Diachasmimorpha longicaudata, 11065 nucleotides long. RefSeq names its product zinc finger protein 608-like. The transcript has 5 exons. The record is from RefSeq and is a predicted model, not a curated record. The coding region runs from base 1757 to 6406 and encodes 1549 amino acids. Gene Ontology annotation, biological process: regulation of transcription by RNA polymerase II. Gene Ontology annotation, cellular component: nucleus. Lineage: Eukaryota; Metazoa; Arthropoda; Insecta; Hymenoptera; Braconidae.